Messenger RNA from Chaetura pelagica (chimney swift), 1002 nucleotides. RefSeq names its product major facilitator superfamily domain containing 5 (gene SLC61A1). Gene Ontology annotation, biological process: molybdate ion transport. The annotation marks the transcript as partial. The record is from RefSeq and is a predicted model, not a curated record. Lineage: Eukaryota; Metazoa; Chordata; Aves; Apodiformes; Apodidae. The transcript has a single exon. Gene Ontology annotation, molecular function: molybdate ion transmembrane transporter activity. Gene Ontology annotation, cellular component: membrane.
UGGAUUUACUCGUUUUGUUGCUUCUUGAAGCUUUCCAGGGAUUAUCUGACCUUGGCGGUGGGGAGGGUUUUGGGGGGGUUGGCCACGGCCUUGCUCUUCUCCUCCUUCGAGGCCUGGUACGUCCACCAGCACCUGGAAUGUCACGACUUCCCUCGGGAAUGGCUCCUUGUCACCUCCAGCCAGGUGGCAUUUUGGAACAACGUCAUCGCCAUGGGGGCGGGGGGGGUUGCAGAUUUCUUGGCCGAGUGGUUGGGGUGGGGUCCCGUGGCCCCGUUUGUGGCUUCCAUCCCUUUCCUGGUGGCCUCGGGGCUCUUGGCCCUUUGGAAUUGGGAUGAAAACUACGGGAAGCACCGAACGUUCUCCAGAACCUGCGGGGAUGGUUUGAAGUGUCUCCUCAGCGACCGGCGUGUCCUGCUCCUGGGGACAAUCCAGGCCCUCUUUGAGAGCAUCAUCUCCAUCUUCAUCUUCCUCUGGACACCCGUCCUGGAUCCCUACGGAGCUCCUUUGGGAAUUGUCUUCUCCUCCUUCAUGGCCUCCAGUGCUCUGGGCUCCUCCCUGUACCACUUGGCCCUCACCUCCCGCUACCACCUCCAGCCCGUGCUCCUCCUGGGCCUCUCUGUGCUCUUCCUCUUCUUCCCCCUCUUCAUCCUCACCUUCUCCACUAGCCCUGGCCAGGAGAACCCCACCGAGUCCUUCCUGGCCUUCCUCCUCCUCGAGUUCUCCUGUGGUCUUUACUUCCCAGCCAUGGGAUUCCUGCGGCGUCAAGUGGUGCCGGAGAAGGAGCUGCUGGGGGUGAUGAACUGGUUUCGGGUCCCUCUCAACCUACUGGCCUGUCUGGGCUUACUGGUUCUCCACGGCAGCGACCACAGGACGGGGACCAGGAACAUCCUGGGGGCCUGUGCUGGGCUGGCCCUGCUGGCCCUGGUGGCCGCCGGGCGACUCUUCUCCCGCAGCCGCUUGGAGCCCGAGCUGCGCCUGCCCGAGGGGCCCCCCCUGGGCUGA